AUGGAUAAAGGCAGUGACUGUAGUGACGGCAUUUGUGUAAUUCAUUUUGAGGGAAAAGAAUGGCAAAUUAAAUAUUUAACACAAGAAACACUAGAUAAAAUAGUCGAAAGAAGGGAACAUUGGCUAUGUCUAUCGUCGGAAUAUAAAGAUUUUACGAAGGUAGCAAAAAAGUCGUUUGAGUUUAUCCCAGAAAGUUUGAACGUAAAUUACAUUGCAAAAAACUAUUUCUAUCAUUCCGCAUGUUAUCGCAAUUUCACUGACAUCAGUAAGUUUGAAAGGGCCAAAAAAACAUUGGGUAAUGCAGGUAGAAAGCGUCAAGGUGACUGCCCCAGCGAGAAGGAGGAAGAAGUCAAACCAACACCAGAAAAAGUACCCCGAACUACGAGACAAUCUUUUGCAACUGCACAUGCUACAUCGGCUUCUGGAUCGUCAAGUGUUUUACCCAAGUCUUGCUUGAUUUGUAAACAACCAGGACCAAUCUUUUUUACAGAUAAGGUAUUUUUUUUAUUUUUAUGUUGCAUUAUACUUAUACUUAUGCAUUAUACACAAUGAUAUAGUUAAUCAUCUGAUACACUAAAUAUAUUCUUUAUAGGCGACAAAAAAACGUGUAAAACAAGAAUUAUCAGUUGCACAAACGUUAACAGCUGGAAUUUUGGAAAAGGCGGCAACGUUAAAAAAUGAUGAAAGUAUACUUUUGCAUAUUCGUGGAAAGGACUGUGUAGCUAUAGAAGCAAGGUAUCACAAAAAUUGUUACCAGAGGUAUACGAAAUGUGUUUCAAUAAAUCAAGAGAUUCUGGUCCGACCUUGUAUGAUAGAGCCUUUGAAGAAUUCUGCACACCAAUAAAUGAGCAACGCAUCAUUAAAAACAUGGAGAUUUUAUUUCUUAGCUACCUAUUAAAAACGUUUAUCAGCUGUGUGCAGGAAAUAGAACAUAUCGACGUACCCUACCAGGCUGCCAGACUUAAGACCAGGAUUGGAAUGCGAUAUCCGCAAAUCAUUUUCCAUGCCUCAAAAACUAUGAAUAAAGGAACUCUCGUUUAUGCAGAUAAUGUGAUUCCAGGUGAAGUGGCCGAUGAUUUGAUGGAAAUACGCCACAACACACAAGAUGACGAUGACGAAUUCAAUGCAGACGAUCCAUUAAGUGAUAUCACCCAAACUUCAUCGCAGGUUAAUGGCUGUUCUUUUCAAGAUUUUUUUCCCGUUGCAAUGGAAAUAAAAAAGCUUUUGCAAGAAAGUAAAGGCAUAGAUGCUCACUGGUCCCCUGAUUCCCAUGACCUAACUUUGCAAUCUGCCAGGAAAUCAAUUCCGGUGAAGUUAUACAACUUCUUAGCAUGGGCUAUGGGGUUCUCUGAUCAACCACUUCGUGAGGAAAGGGUGCAAAUCAGUGGAAACGAGCAAACUAAACUAGUGUCGAUAGCGCAGGACCUGAUCUAUGCGGAAUCGAAAAGCAGGAAUUUACCCACAAGUCACUGGCUCUUGGAAUGACCGUUCGCCAAAUCACUGGGUCAGUUCGAUUGCUUCGUAUCUUGCAUGGGUUGGGACACACAGCAUCGGUGGCUACUGUUUACAAGCACGACACUGCUUUAGCCAUUGCCAGCAGCAGAGGACAAGAUAUCAUUAUUCCACGUAAUAUUAACCCGGGCAUGUUUGCCACAGUUGUUUGGGAUAACAACGACUUCAACGAAGAAACUGUCUCUGGAAAGGGAACUACCCAUGUGGCGAAUGGAAUUAUGUUGCAAAACGGGAACACAACCUUGGGAGAUCAUGUCACUGUGAGUAAGUGCCGUACUGUACAAGCACCAGGAACGUAUAUCGCACCUUACACCCAGUGGCGUAACUACUAUGGGCUCAGACCGUGAGAACCCGGGGGCCCCAACCUAAAUGGGGGCCCCCAGGCUUAGGCAAUAGAGCAAAAACAUUGGUCAGGGCCUCUGAUAUGUUACAAUGUAGUUUUAUGACCAUCAAAAUUCUGUAAAAUCUCUCCCCAAAGUCCAGGAAAUGGCAUUUCAGAGAGUCUAAAUUCAAACAUUUUCCGGAUGAGCAUGCCCUGGACCCCCUAGAAAAUUCGUGCAUAUACGGCGCUCGACUCGUGCCUUUGGCACUUCUACUAGGGGGGCCUUUGAAAAUUUUGAACCGGGGGCCCCCUGAUAUAACGUUACGCCACUGCUUACACCAACCGAGAAAAAGGAACCAUAUCUUUACGAAGCCAGAGUUCUGACAUUUCCAUUGACGACAAAAGCUAUCAAGAUGAGCAGCAAUUUGCAAGGAAUGCUGAUUUUGUGUACACAUUAUCGCGUAAGUACGCAUCUGAGAGUGGGCUCUUAUUUCCAGGAUGGACCGGGCUCAAUACGCAAGUUCACAAAGAAAUUCCAACUGUCACAAACAUUGGUUACUUGCCGGUGAUCGAUGCGCCAGUCACGGAUUUGGCAACAGUUAAUGCCUUACUCAAGCACAGUGUUUCUAUAUGCCAACGCCUUCAACUUCCAGAGAUCGUGCUGGUAUUUGACGAAGCACUCUAUGCCAAAGCGCAGAUGCUGAGGUGGAAGAACGAAGAAUAUAAGAAUCGAUUGGUGAUUAGGCUGGGAGACUUCCACACCAUCAUGUCGUUCUGCAGUGCCAUAGCCAAAAUUUUCAAAGACGCAGGACUGGAAGUAGGUUUUUUAAUACCUUAUUUGUCCGUUUGUCCUGUUGUUUAUUAGUUUGUGUGUUUGUGCGUUUGUGUGUUUGCUUGUAUGUUCGCCUUCUAUGAAAUCAUCUAUUGAGUUAAUCCAAAUAUUUGUUCGUUUAUUGAUUGAAUGACAUAUGCAAAUUGAUCGACGUACAAUUAACAGUGUGCAUUUUUCCAAAUUGAUAUUUUAGGAUAUCAUGAUCGAAUCAGAGAUAGUUGCCCCUGGAUCCGUUAAAGGUGUGUUAUCUGGGAAGCAUUAUAAUCGCUCUGUAAGAGUUCACAAGUUAAUUUAUGAAGCAAUGCAAAGGAUGCGAUUUGAGGCAUUUGAAAAGUCUUUAGCAAGUUCUGCGUCCAACCAGUUUGACUCGGUUGGUAUCAGUGUUCUGGAGGAUUCUGAGAGAGAAUCGUUUACUGAAAUAUGUACGAGCAAGCAGGUCAAUGAUGCAAAAAGGGCUUAUGAUACGUUCGUGGAAAAACGAAGCGAAGAGAAUCCUACGUUUGCCCUCUGGUCCAAAUAUAUCGACAUGGUUCAACUACUCCUACUCUACAUCAGAGCAACGAGAACAUCAAAUUGGGAACUACACCUUAGUUCACUCCGGUCAACGAUCCCCUGUUUUUUUGCACCUGAUCGAGUGAAUUACUCCAGAUACGCGCCGUGCUACUGGCUUGAAAUGUUGUGUUUAGAGAAAACUCACCCCUGUAAGUGA
This is a messenger RNA of Paramuricea clavata, 3375 nucleotides long. The record is from the annotation of a GenBank genome assembly. NCBI's taxonomy places the organism in Eukaryota, Metazoa, Cnidaria, Anthozoa, Malacalcyonacea, Plexauridae.